Pocillopora meandrina is the source of this 2018-nucleotide messenger RNA. The record is from the annotation of a GenBank genome assembly. NCBI's taxonomy places the organism in Eukaryota, Metazoa, Cnidaria, Anthozoa, Scleractinia, Pocilloporidae.
AUGUAUCCGGUGACAGAAGACUUCCUUUAUGAGCAGGGGUGUAACUCAGAAAGUUUUCAAAGGUGAGGGGAGUCAAGGUUUCGAUGUUCAGUGCGCCUCUCAUGAGUCUUGAGUGGAUUAUAUCGCUGCCCUUUAUCGUAUUUGUACGUCGUGAAGAACCAAGCCGCAAAUAGAGUAUCUAAUAGUGGAAAAGGGAGUAAGUUUUUAAAGAAACUGGUACUGAGUCGGUGAGAGAGUAUAACAGGGUAAUUUAGUGUUAUCAUCUGAGUUGAAAACGUAAAUUGGCCACCGUUAGGAGUUUGAAGGCCGACGUUUCGAGUGUUAACUCUUCGUCAGAGCGAUUGACAAAGGGCUAACGCUCGAAACGUCAGCCUUUAAACUCUUUACAGAGGUCAAUUUACGUUUUCAACUCAGUUGAUAACACUACAUUACUCUAGUAGUGGAAAAGCUGUGUAGAUUUUCGCAAACCCGAGGUAAGAUUUGUAGUUCAGACCAACAUCUCCAUGCACUUCAAAUUGUUUCAUGGGUUAUUGCUUCAACUGGCUGUAACUGAUGCAGUCAAUAUUCCAAGCGACUCCUCAAACCGAGUAAGCCUUGCAAAGAGGGCAGAGGUGCUGAGCAAUCUGUCCUUACAGGCGCUCAUUACCCAUUACCCAUUAUUUAGGGAAAGGGCUCCUGGCCCUCUCUAAAAAUGCGGGGGGCAUUUUGGGGACAUAACAUGAGGGAAGUAUUUGUGGAGGCACCGUAUUUACAGAGAAAUUGGAAGCAAUUACGAGACAUGUUUGAUAAGUUACAAAAUUUCCAACCUGGUUAUCCCGGUCUCAACCUUGCGAAACCGGGAUCCCGGCCUAUCUUGUUGCUUCCUUUGCCACGCCGCCAUUUUGAAAACAACUCAAUAACCUUGCCGCACGCGCGUACGUAUUACGCAUUUAGUGCUGUUCUGCAUCCAGUCAGUCGAAGUUAAAACCCUACUCCAUCCUUGAUAGGAAUAGAAAGCUUCUGUUUUCAUUGGGUUCCUUGGUUGUGAGUUUUAAGAUAACAUGCUCCUUACAAAGAGAAACACGUUUGCUUUAUUGUUGAGCUGUUCAGCAACUAAAAUAAUUUCAUUUGCACUCCUGGCAGAGUUUACGAGAAAGACUGUCAGGGGACAAUUUUGAAAUUGUUAUCAAGGCGAAAAUUGACAAAUCUGUCCGAAGAUGGAAAGACUUUUUCUUGUAUUGCCCAAGGUAUGCUGCUCAACGCAACGUCCUCCUUACCUCUGCUGCCAAAAUUAUAUUUGAAACAUUGUCAUCGAGCAGCGAUGCAAGGAAACUAAAGUUUUUGUGGUAUGAUGUUGAGUCUGUAAAUUACGACGUCAACUGUUUUUUUUUUUUUUUUUUGCUUGAUGGCAGACUAUUCGCUGUUUUAGCCUCAUAUAACAAUUGGAUUUAAUAAUUUACCUGGAUACGUCUCUUGAAGAAAAUCUUAGCUUGACGUCUUAAAAAUAUUAAUUACAUGAAUCAUGUAGCAGAUGAUGCUGUAACUGCAGCAUACUGACGUUAAAUGAAAUGAUUCAUUUUCUCCCCGCAGGUAUCAAGAUAUUUCUAAUAAUCAGUCGUUUAUCGUGGUGGUGGCCAGUAACUGAUAGUUCGGUGUCCGGCUUGGACCUUGUCACUGUCCUGUUAUUCGGCGCGGUAGCUCCGGCAGAGGUUUUGACGAAUCAAAAUGCUGGUAACUUCGUAUUAUUCAUAAUGAUUUAUUCCUUUUUAGUUAAUCCUAAACCUCUGCCCUACUAAUACAGUCAAUUUUGAUCUUCACAAGAUCGAUUUUGCUUCGCAGUGGUCUUUGGUUCAUUAUUUCAAAUCCCGAAGAUCAAUUUUUUUGUUUAUUGUUGUUUUCUUGAGCGGUCUAAACAGCUCUUUCAGCUCUUGCUAGGCUAUCACUUGUUUACGUUAUCCAAUCUGUAGUCGUUAUCCAAUAUUUCAAAUCCCGAAGAUCAAUUUUCUUUUUGCUUAUUGUUGUUUUCUUGAGCAGUCUAA